UACGGAGGCUAGGAGGCUGGGGGAGGGAGUAAGGGAGGGCACAUACUGAGUGCGAGUCGCCAGCCUCUUCCUGCCUGCCUCUGUCUUUCCAGUCAUCAGUCCCAUCCCAGGAGCCUUCCAGGACUCAGCUGUCAGUCCUAUCCAGGAAGAACCUGAAGAUCUGGACUGCGGGCGCCGUGAGCCCUCGGCCCGCAUCGUGGGGGGCUCAAACGCACAGCCGGGCACCUGGCCUUGGCAAGUGAGCCUGCACCAUGGAGGUGGCCACAUCUGCGGGGGCUCCCUCAUCGCCCCUUCCUGGGUCCUCUCCGCUGCUCACUGUUUCAUGACGAAUGGGACGCUGGAGCCCGCGGCCGAGUGGUCGGUACUGCUGGGCGUGCACUCCCAGGACGGGCCCCUGGACGGCGCGCACACCCGUGCAGUGGCCGCCAUUGUGGUGCCAGCCAACUACAGCCAAGUGGAGCUGGGCGCCGACCUGGCCCUGCUGCGCCUGGCCUCACCCGCCAGCCUGGGCCCCGCCGUGUGGCCUGUCUGCCUGCCCCGCGCCUCACACCGCUUCGUGCACGGCACCGCCUGCUGGGCCACCGGCUGGGGAGACGUCCAGGAGGCAGAUCCUCUGCCUCUCCCCUGGGUGCUACAGGAAGUGAAGCUAAGGCUGCUGGGCAAGGCCACCUGUCAAUGUCUCUAUAGCCAGCCCGGUCCCUUCAACCUCACUCUCCAGAUAUUGCCAGGGAUGCUGUGUGCUGGCUACCCAGAGGGCCGCAGGGACACCUGCCAGGGUGACUCUGGGGGGCCCCUGGUCUGUGAGGAAGGUGGCCGCUGGUUCCAGGCAGGAAUCACCAGCUUUGGCUUCGGCUGUGGACGGAGAAACCGCCCUGGAGUUUUCACUGCCGUGGCUACCUAUGAGGCAUGGAUACGGGAGCAGGUGAUGGGUUCAGAGCCUGGGCCUGCCUUUCCCACCCAGCCCCAGAAGACCCAGUCAGAUCCCCAGGAGCCCAGGGAGGAGAACUGCACCAUUGCCCUGCCUGAGUGCGGGAACGCCCCGCGGCCAGGGGCCUGGCCCUGGGAGGCCCAGGUGAUGGUGCCAGGAUCCAGACCCUGCCAUGGGGCGCUGGUGUCUGAAAGCUGGGUCUUGGCACCUGCCAGCUGCUUUCUGGACCCCAGCAGCUCCGACAGCCCGCCCCGCGACCUCGACGCCUGGCGCGUGCUGCUGCCCUCGCGCCCGCGCGCGGAGCGGGUGGCGCGCCUGGUGCAGCACGAGAACGCCUCGUGGGACAACGCCUCGGACCUGGCGCUGCUGCAUUUGCGCACGCCCGUGAACCUGAGCGCGACUCCGCGGCCCGUGUGCCUACCCCACCCGGAACACUACUUCCUGCCCGGGAGCCGCUGCCGCCUGGCCCGCUGGGGCCGCGGGGAACCCGCGCUUGGCCCAGGCGCGCUGCUGGAGGCGGAGCUGUUAGGCGGCUGGUGGUGCCACUGCCUGUACGGCCGCCAGGGGGCGACAGUGCCGCUGCCGGGAGACCCGCCGCACGCGCUCUGCCCUGCCUACCAGGAGGAGGAGGAGGUGGGCAGCUGCUGGAAUGACUCGCGUUGGAGCCUUUUGUGCCAGGAGGAGGGGACCUGGUUUCUGGCUGGAAUCAGAGACUUCCCCAGUGGCUGUCUACGUCCCCGAGCCUUCUUCCCUCUGCAGACCCAUGGCCCAUGGAUCAGCCAUGUGACUCGGGGAGCCUACCUGGAGGACCAGCUAGCCUGGGAUUGGGGCCCUGAUGGGGAGGAGACUGAGACACAGACUUGUCCCCCACACACAGAGCAUGGUGCCUGUGGCCUGCGGCUGGAGGCUGCUCCAGUGGGGGUCCUGUGGCCCUGGCUGGCAGAGGUGCAUGUGGCUGGUGAUCGAGUCUGCACUGGGAUCCUCCUGGCCCCAGGCUGGGUCCUGGCAGCCACUCACUGUGUCCUCAGGCCAGGCUCUACAACAGUGCCUUACAUUGAAGUAUAUCUGGGCCGAGCAGGGGCCAGCUCCCUCCCACAGGGCCACCAGGUAUCCCGCUUGGUCAUCAGCAUCCGGCUGCCCCGGCACCUGGGACUCAGGCCCCCCCUGGCCCUCCUGGAGCUGAGCUACCGGGUGGAGCCCUCCCCAUCAGCCCUGCCCAUCUGUCUCCACCCGGCGGGUAUCCCCCCGGGGGCCAGCUGCUGGGUGUUGGGCUGGAAAGAACCCCAGGACCGAGUCCCUGUGGCUGCCGCUGUCUCCAUCUUGACACAACGAAUCUGCCACUGCCUCUAUCAGGGCAUCUUGCCCCCUGGAACCCUCUGUGUCCUGUAUGCAGAGGGGCAGGAGAACAGGUGUGAGAUGACCUCAGCACCGCCCCUCCUGUGCCAGACGACGGAAGGCUUCUGGGUCCUCAUGGGCAUGGCUGUUCAAGGGAGCCGGGAGCUGUUUGCUGCCAUUGGUCCUGAAGAGGCCUGGAUCUCCCAGACAGUGGGAGAGGCCCACUUCCUGCCCCCCAGUGGCUCCCCACACUGGCCCACUGGAGGCAGCAACCUCUGCCCCCCAGAACUGGCCAGGGCCUCGGGAUCCCCGCGUGCAGUCCACUUCCUGCUCCUGCUGACUCUCCUGAUCCAGAGCUGAGGGGCUAGGGUCCCAGCACCACUUCCCCCUUCUCCGCCCUCUACUUCCCACCCAGUAGGUCUGGAAUGUGGCCCAGCCAGCUGGGACCUCAAGGGCCCCACCCACCGAGAUUGCAGCGGCUCUGGCUAAUUGGGCCUCAGUGCCCAGGCUAUUUUGAACCCAGGAAUCCUUGGGGGUGGUGGGAGGAGCGGACAAUAAAGGUGUAAACACAGGU
Pongo pygmaeus (Bornean orangutan) is the source of this 2837-nucleotide messenger RNA. RefSeq names its product serine protease 36 (gene PRSS36). NCBI's taxonomy places the organism in Eukaryota, Metazoa, Chordata, Mammalia, Primates, Hominidae. Gene Ontology annotation, molecular function: serine-type endopeptidase activity. The record is from RefSeq and is a predicted model, not a curated record. The transcript has 14 exons. Gene Ontology annotation, biological process: proteolysis. Bases 323 to 2623 code for a protein of 766 amino acids.